This is a messenger RNA of Condylostylus longicornis, 1548 nucleotides long. RefSeq names its product trafficking protein particle complex subunit 12. Gene Ontology annotation, cellular component: Golgi apparatus; TRAPP complex. The transcript is spliced from 6 exons. Bases 111 to 1529 code for a protein of 472 amino acids. Lineage: Eukaryota; Metazoa; Arthropoda; Insecta; Diptera; Dolichopodidae. Gene Ontology annotation, molecular function: protein binding. The record is from RefSeq and is a predicted model, not a curated record.
ACUACAUAUUAUGUUAAAAAAAUAUAAUUGUGUACAUAAAUUGUAUUGUAAUCAUGAACUGUUUUGUUAACUUUAUUACUUAAUAUUAAUCAGAUAAGAAAUUUAGAAAUAUGGAAAAUCAACCGAUAACAUCAUCAACUGGUCCAAGUUUAAGUCAGUAUUUUGCUAAUGAUCCACCUAGCUUGUUCGAUGAAAUAUCUCAAAUGCAAAAUAGGACAUCUAUAAUAUCAGAUACAUUCGACGGCUCGUUUCAAGCAACAGAGUAUAUUGAAAACAGUGAGGAAGAAUUAAAAGUUACAGAUGAUGUACGAAAUAGUUGGGAGCCUCCGAAUAAUGAAAAUUCCAGCCUGACCAGCCCCGGAAUACCUUCACAAGAAGAUUUGCCCGAUCACAUACACCUUGCAGCUAAACAGCAUUUAUCUGAAAUUGAUGUUUCUGAGAGAAAAAUAUUAACGGCCGAUGAUGUUACCCAAGAUGAACGUGGUUUAAGGAAAUUGAUAGCCGCAGAUUGCUACAGGUCCGCGAUUAAUUUAACUGGAAGGUUGCUAAAAAUGUAUAGGCAGGGAUAUGGGCGUCCUGGAUCUGAAACGGUUAAACAUACACCACAUUCUUUGCAGUUGUGGUUUACGCGAUUAGCUCUUCUUAUUAAGUUAGGACGUUAUGAUAUACUGCAAGCGGAAGCUGAGCCAUUUGGUUCAUUGAACAGGCCAGAUAUAUUUUUUGAGUAUUAUCCAGAUAUGUAUGAUGGAAAAAAAGGCUCAAUGGCAUGUUUUUCUUUUCGGGUAUUGUUGGCAGAAGUACCUAUUUACACAGGUUCUCCAAAAGUUGCUAUAGACAAUUUAACGGAACUAGCUUCCAUAUGUAAUGAAAUAAAAAAUUAUUAUGGAAAAAAUGACAAACAAAAUAUUAACUACGAAUUUUGGAGGAGACGUGAAAAUAGAGUUUUACAUUCCAUAAUAAAUUGCGCAGUUAUGAUGCGUGAGUUCGGAUUAAUAGAUGAUAUUAUAAAAUCUUUAUUUGAACAAACCGAAAUGGCAAAAGAAGAUAAAAGAGCACUCUUUUCGGCGUGGGGACGAAUUUAUUUACAAAUUGGAGACGUCUUUGGGGCUGAACAAAAAUUUUCUGAAGCCAGACGUUUAAAAGAUAUGAACUCGACUCCAGAUUUACGUGAUUUAGUAGAUAAAGGCUUAAUCGCUGUAGCACAAAACGAUUUCCAAGAAGCCUUUAUGAACUUUCAAAAAGCUCUUCAUUUGGAUAAUCAAAACACUAUGUUAUUAAAUAACAUGGGGGUGUGCCUUUUAUAUUGUGGUAAAUUGAAAGAUGCUAUACAUAUAUUCGAAAGUUCAAUAAAUAUGAGUCCACAACAAUCUUUGAAUGAAAGUCUUCUUAUAAAUUUGUCUACUCUUUAUGAGCUUGAGUCCAGUAAUUCUAAAGCCAAGAAGUUAAAGCUAUUAAAGCUUAUCAAUAAAUUUAAGCCGGAUUUAAAUAUAAGUUUAGAGUUUUGUUUAAAAUUGCAAACAAAUAAUUAAUAUAAUAUUCCUAAGCUCA